Messenger RNA from Hypanus sabinus (Atlantic stingray), 1844 nucleotides. RefSeq lists its product as uncharacterized. The transcript has 2 exons. Lineage: Eukaryota; Metazoa; Chordata; Chondrichthyes; Myliobatiformes; Dasyatidae. Gene Ontology annotation, molecular function: 2-oxoglutarate-dependent dioxygenase activity; methyltransferase activity. The coding region runs from base 331 to 1008 and encodes 225 amino acids. The record is from RefSeq and is a predicted model, not a curated record.
CCAGUUAGCCCGAUGUUCCACUAGGCCGCAGUAGUGAGCACUGUACAUAAUUUAUAAACUGUAUUUAGCUAGCAUUUAUAUUUUCUGUUCUUUUUAGAAAGGAAGAAACAAACGCUGAUAGGAAAAGAUUUGCCCACCUACCUGAAAGUAGAUGGUGUCCCAGACAAUACUUCACUGAACCAUCGGAUCAGGAGCAGCAUCUCCAACACCAUCACACUGAGCACAGGGGCUCCCCAGGGCUGCGUGCUCAGUCCACUGCUGUUCACUCUGCUGACCCAUGACUGUGCUGCAACGCACAGCUCGAACCAUAUCAUCAAGUUCACCAAUGACAUGACCGUGGUGGGUCUCAUCAGCAAGAACGAUGAGUCAGCUUACAGAGAGGAGGUGCAGCGGCUAAUGGACUGGUGCAGAGCAAACAACCUGUCUCUUAAUGUGAACAAAACAAAAGAGAUGGUUGUUGACUUCAGGAGGGCACAGAGUGACCACUCCCCGCUGAACAUCGAUGGCUCCUCGGUAGAGAUUGUGAAGAGCACCAAAUUCCUUGGUGUUCGCCUGACGGAGAAUCUCACCCGGUCCCUCAACACCAGCUCCAUAGCAAAGAAAGCCCAGCAGCAUCUCUACUUUCUGCGAAGGCUGAGGAAAGUCCAUCUCCCACCCCCCAUCCUCAUCACAUUCUACAGGAGUUGUAUUGAGAGCAUCCUGAGCAGCUGCAUCACUGCCUCGUUUGGAAAUGGCACCAUCUCAGAUCGCAAGACCCUGCAGCGGAUAGUGAGGUCAGCUGAGAAGAUCAUCGGGGUCUCUCUUCCCACCAUCACUGACAUUUACACUGCACACUGCAUCCGCAAGGAAAACAGCAAUAUGAAGGACCCCAUGCAACCCUCAUACAAUCUCUUCUCCCUCCUGCCGUCUGGGAAAAGGCUCCGAAGCAUUUGGGCUCUCACAGUCAGACUAUGUAACAGUUUCUUCCCCCAAGCGAUCAGACUCCUCAAUACCCGAAGCCUGGACUGACACCUUGCCCUAUUGUCCUGUUUAUUACUUACUGUAAUGCCUUCACUGUUUUUGUGCACUUUAUGUAGUCCUGCAUAGGUCUGGAGUCUAGUCUAGCUUUCUCUGUGUUUUUUUUUACAUAGUUCAGUCUAGUUUUCGUACUAGUUUUUGUAACACCAUGGUCCUGAAAAACGUUGUCUCAUUUUUACUAUGUACUGUACAAGCAGUUAUGGUCAAAAUGACAAUCAAAGUGAUUUGACUUGACUUGACUUAACCACACAAUUCGUGUCCUGUGCGAGAUUUCCAACUUGUGAUUUAGAAGCAAAAAAUAGUGCCAACGAACCAAGUUGACAAUACUAUUUGACUGUGUAACUGACUCACAGCUCUUCAAAGUCAACAGCAGAUUAUUCAAAGCAUUGCAAUGUAAUUUAAAGCUAUAAACAGUAUUUAUGUUGUUGUGCCUUAUUGGGUGUUAGCAGAACAAAAUAAUUGGUUAUUCUUUUUAAAAGUGUUAGGGUUCAAAUUCUCACUUACAGAAAAAUAAUUACCACAAUAUUCUGGGCUAUUUUAAAUAGGGAUGAACAUUGUAUGUUCCUUGUGUCAGGUAAUGGUUACACUUUUCUUGUUUGUACUUGUUGAAUUGAAAAUGACUCAGUUUAUGAAACACAAGUGUUAACAUUCAGUAGAUAAUUUAGUUAAUAGACGUGAGUGAUUAACAAGUCUGGUGCAGUGUUUGGACAGUGAAAUUUCUGGUAGCAGGACAUAACUUGUUUUCAUCAUCAGUCUAAACACUGUCAGUCAAUGCUCAAAAUUUUGCUUAUUUUGUGAAGGUGAAUAAUUAAAAACACAACAUUGAA